Messenger RNA from Thrips palmi, 1087 nucleotides. Its product is annotated as alpha-aspartyl dipeptidase. The coding region runs from base 246 to 971 and encodes 241 amino acids. Gene Ontology annotation, molecular function: serine-type peptidase activity. The transcript has 5 exons. Lineage: Eukaryota; Metazoa; Arthropoda; Insecta; Thysanoptera; Thripidae. The record is from RefSeq and is a predicted model, not a curated record. Gene Ontology annotation, biological process: proteolysis.
UUUCCAGAGCCAUCACAACAUGACCUUUGCCCGAACCGGCUGCUAGCUGUUGCUGUCAGCUGAUUGUGAUAAUCCAACAUUGAUACUGAGCUCUGUCAGUUGACUCAGUGACUGUGCCUUUGUUCCAGUUAGACUGAAGCGUCCAGGUUUUCAUUGCAGUGAGAAAAGAACUCCAAAGUCUUGGCCAUAGCAUUCUCUUUAUUUUCGACAUACUUUCUUGAUAGAUCUGUGAAAACAAAGGCACAAUGGUUACAAGGCGAAUCUUGUUACUCUCAAAUUCCACUUUACAUAAUGGAAAAUAUCUGGAAUGGGCGAAAUCUGAAAUUUUGGAUUUUCUAGGAAGGAAGAACGUGAAACGCAUUUUAUUCGUUCCCUAUGCAUCUUCUAAACAUGAUGACUACACUAACACUGUGAAGAAUGCUCUGGAGCCCUGGGGUUUUCAAGUAGAAGGAGUGCAUGCUGUGCCUGACCCAGUACGGGCUGUAGAAAAUGCAGAAUCUAUAUUUGUAGGGGGUGGAAACACAUUCUUGCUCCUGAAAUCUCUUUAUGAAAAUGGACUAAUUCCAGCAAUCCAGAAGCAAGUUUUGGAGAAUGGAAUGCCUUACAUAGGUUCGAGUGCUGGAACAAAUGUAGCCACUACCAGUAUCAACACUACGAAUGAUAUGCCAAUUGUCUACCCUCCUUCUUUUGAUGCUUUGAAAUUGGUUCCAUUCAACAUCAAUCCUCACUAUAUUGACCCUGAUGUGAACUCGACGCAUAUGGGUGAAACAAGAGAGAAGCGAAUCAGUGAGUACCACGAAAUUGAAGGAUCACCACCAGUGCUCGGUUUGCGUGAGGGCAGUCUACUCUUCCUGGAAGGAGAAGAGGUCGUUCUUAAAGGGUAUCACAAGGCUCGUUUGUUUGUCAGGGGCAAGGAGCCAGUGGAAUAUAAUGUUGGAUCUGACCUAAGCUUCCUCCUUUCUUCAAAGUAGAAGCUGACAGAACUUCUCAGUUACUACAGAGCCAUGCUGGGUGUCAGUUUUCUAUUCCUGUGUUUGUUUAUGUUAUCGUUGAAAAAUAAAUUAUCGCCAAGUGGGGUCUAACUCUA